Medioppia subpectinata is the source of this 846-nucleotide messenger RNA. NCBI's taxonomy places the organism in Eukaryota, Metazoa, Arthropoda, Arachnida, Sarcoptiformes, Oppiidae. The record is from the annotation of a GenBank genome assembly.
AAUAAAUUCAUAAAACUAUCAUAUUACAUUUUGCAUGGCAUACAACAGUUGGCGCAACCAAUACGGCUACUGUUGGCCUAUACGGACACCGCGUACACCGAUAAGCGGUAUAGAGUGGGACCCAAACCAGACUUCGACCGAAGCGAGUGGACCAAUGAGAAGGCGACGUUGGGUUUGCCCUUUCCUAACCUGCCCUACUAUAUCGACGGCGACAUAAAGAUCACCCAAAGUCUGGCCGUAUUGAGGCAUUUGGCGCGAAAGAACCACUUGAUGGGCGAGUCGGCGGACGAAGAGUUGCGGAUCAGUUUAGCCGAACAGCAGCUGAAGGACAAUAACGGGGCGUUCGUUAAAAUCUGCUACAAUCCACUCUUUGAACAAUUGAAAGCCGAUUAUCUGAAACAAUUGCCACAAACGCUGGACCUGUUGAGCAAAUUCUUGGCCGAACGGCCGUAUUUUGCCGGCGAGAGGUUAACAUACGUGGACUUCUUGGCCUACGAGUAUUUGGACCAACAGAAACUGUUUGCGCCGCAACUGGUCUCGCAGUACAAGAAUCUGGACCAGUAUUUGGGCCGAAUUGAAUCGCUUCCAACCAUCGACAAGUAUCUCAAGUCCGAUCGCUACAUAAAAUGGCCGCUAAAUAACGAUUCGGCACAAUUUGGCUCACGUUUGCAAUCCAUACCGUAAUUUGCGUUACAACACGAUUCCCGAUCUAAUGGUCAUCCAAUCGCCAACCGACCACAUUGUCCGCACACAACAUAUGAUUAUCGAUAUAACAAUUAUAAUAAUCACAUCUCUUAUAAUUUGUAACUUUUCUUUAUAAUAAAAACAUAUGAUUUUAUUUAAAAA